AUGAAUCUAGCAGAACAACAAGCAACGUAUCUUCGUCGUAUGCAAGGUCAUCUUGAGUCAAACGAUCUCUCAUCAGUUAUACGAGAGUUUAUAAACUUAAAGAAUCAAAACAUUACGCCAACUUUAGAAAUCUAUCACAUUCUUUUAAAAUCAUGUACAAAGACCUCUGAUUUACAAAGUGCCAUUCAAAUUAUCAACCAAAUGUAUACCGAUUCACACCAUUCUUCCAUACCAACAAAAGAGACUUACAAAUAUUUUUUGAAUGUAGUCGAAGCAUCUUCAGAUCACUUAUUAACUAUAAGCGUUUUAAGGUCAAUUACAAAUGGCCAGGUUCCUUUGGCUAAUUUGGGUUCUAAAACUCCAAGUUUAACUGAUUUACGAACAAUUAAUGUGGAUGUAGAUUUGGAAUUAUGGAAACUAAUAUUAAGAAUUAUGACCGUACCACAUAAAAUUUAUACAACGCAAAAAAUGGAUUAUUUUGAAGAUGUAAAAGAAUUAUGUGAAACGUUCAUUGAAUCAUUCAGAGGUCCAUUUGAUGAAGAAACUUGGAGAUUAAUCAUACGAGCUUUAGGAUCAUACCCUAAAGAAAAUGAUACAUUUCAAAAAAUGCUACAAAGACUUCAAGAUGAACAAUUAUUGACUCCGGCAUUGUAUUCUGAGAUAAUUUGGGCUUUAUCGCGAAAAUCAAACAUACAACUGGCAAAAACCUAUUUAGAUCGAUUGAUUUCAAGAUUUAAUUACAUACCAUCACGUGAAUCUUUUUACGCAAUGCUUUCUUACUAUGCUGAUUUAGGAAGAUUUAAAACUGUUUCAAAUUUAAUAAAUAGGUAUGCACUUUUGAUUAAAGAUCCACAAUCACAAAUGGCAACACAACAAAAUUUGAGAGAUUUAUGGGAAUUUGACUUUUCAACAGUCUUAAUGCAAGCUUAUGUUCAAGCACUCUCUAAAUAUAUUUCGAGUCAAAAAAAGUCAGAGGAUCAAACUGAUCGUCUUUUAGAGGAUACAGUGGAUUCGAGAAUCCAAAAGACCAUAGAACAAAUAGAUUUUUUUUCAAGUGAUGAUUUUACAAAUAGUUCAUUUUAUUCUUCAUGGAAAGAAUUGGUUAACAGUCUUUGUAAACAAUCCUCUACUUUAGACUCUAACUUUCCAAAAUUUCAUCGUGACCAUUAUGAUUUAAUAAUUAGAUUCAAUAGUUUUGCGAAUCAAAUUAGUCCUAAGGAGUUUCCAUUAGAUAAAAGUUUGGAAAUGUUAAAAAAUAUGAGAGGUGAAGGAAUGGAACCAACUUUUGAAACAUAUCGAAUUAUUUUAGAAGGAUAUGCACAAUCACCAGAAUUUCAGGCUGUUGAUGAAAAGUCUGUUGGUCUGAGAGUCGAAAAAGCUUUAGAAAUCUUUGAUAUGAUUAAACUUGCAGGAUAUGAUGUUGAUAAUAUCAAAGUCUUUCAACCAUUACUAAAAUCCUGUUUACCUCAGUUUGAUAGUAGAGAAAAUAUUGAUAAGAGACCCAAUUUAGCUGGGCAACAAGAAGAGAAGAAAGAAUCAUAUAAUGAAAACAUUUCCUUGCUUCGUAGCUCUCUAACACCAAAGAUCUUUGAAAUAGAACAGUUAAUGAAAAAUUUCAAAGUAAAACAUACUCAAGCCUCCACAAUUACAUUAUUUCAACAAUUAGCUUCGGUAGGUGACUACAAAAACAUGUGGAAACGAUGGACCAAGCUUUCAUUAAUGGGGUAUCGAAGAAAUGAGGAGUUGUAUGAAACAAUAUUAAGAUUAGCGUCAAGAGACAAAUUUGAAUCCGAAUAUGCUAUAAAUGUUGUUAGACAUCAGAUGAAAAGGGAAAAUCCGGAGGUCAAGCCUACAUUUGGAAUUUGGAAAGAAUUAAUGGAAUGUUGUGUAAAAUGUGAAGAUGGAUUGACAAUUAAGUACUUGGUUGAUGAGAUCAAUCAAUUUAUUCAAGAGGGAAAUAAGUCGCGUGAAAGGGCAAAUAUUAAUAUUGCGAAUAAUGUUGGAAUGCUUAGAAAUGAUGCAAAUAUAAGUCUUAAUGAAGAGGAUAUAAAUUUUAAAUUGCAAAUGUUAAUUCUAGGCACAUGCUUCAGAUUACCAGAAUUACAUAGAGAUGGAGAAAUUUUGAUGAGCCAAAUUCUAGAGACAAAGAGAAAAUCAAUCAAUUUUGAAUUUUGGAAAGUGGUUUUAAAUCAUUUAGUGAAAAAAUCUUUAAUCGAUAGUUCGGAUGAUUUAAACAUUCACCAAACUUGGGAAAUGUUUGUAGAUUGGAGGAACGAACAUUUCGGGUUUGAUAAAGACUUAUCGCGUGCAUUUUCUGUAUCUUCACCUACUCUCAAGACAACCACGAAACCAUCAAGCAAGCAUUCACCGUCAUCCACUUCUUUAAAUCAAGUAUCAGUUUCAUCAGAACCAAGUAUUACUAUAAAACUACCACAUCCUCCAUAUCGCGUUAAAGAUAUCGAAGUUGGUUAUAUUUAUAUCAAAUAUUUAACUCGUAAGAAGGAAUUUACACUAUUUAAAGAAGUUCUAAACCAUUUAGUUUUAAAUUUCCAUUCACUUUCAUCACCAAUUACUCUUGAUCAUAAGUCAACAAAUCCUUCAAUAGACAUUUCGCUUCUUGACAUUAAUGUAUUAGAAGAAUUCGCAUAUAUAUCUUGGAAACAAAAUAAUUUUGAUAAUUUAAGAUGGUUACAAAAAAAUAUUAUCGAUAGAGUCAACAUAGAUUCUUACUUGAAUCCACCUGCAAAUUCAGUCCUAAAUUACAACGUAGACGCUGCUAAAUUAGAAAGUUUUAAAACUCUUUCAAGAUGGUUAAAAAAUUGUAUGAAAAUGUCGACUAGUAAAGAUAAUUCACCUUCUUCUACCUACUUACAGAUAGCCAGAGAUUUCAAAAUAGACACAAUUAAAGCAUAG
Molecule: messenger RNA, 2913 nt
Organism: Racocetra fulgida
Lineage: Eukaryota; Fungi; Glomeromycota; Glomeromycetes; Diversisporales; Gigasporaceae
Source: the annotation of a GenBank genome assembly